Molecule: messenger RNA, 445 nt
Organism: Spodoptera frugiperda (fall armyworm)
Lineage: Eukaryota; Metazoa; Arthropoda; Insecta; Lepidoptera; Noctuidae
Product: cuticle protein 19-like
Exons: 4
Coding region: 1-390 (129 amino acids)
Cellular component (GO): extracellular matrix
Source: RefSeq, a predicted model, not a curated record
AUGUUUACCAAAAUCUGCCUGGUAGCCGCUGUCAUCUUCGUGAUUGGUGCUGAAGCACAAGACCACCACCACGAGCACCACCACCAUGCUUCCUCCUCACAGAGCCUCAAGCAAUACCACGGAAAGGCCACUGAGAAACACGUCGAAUACUACUCUCACCCCAAGUACGAGUUCGCGUACAAAGUGGAGGACCCUCACACCGGUGACAAGAAGUCCCAACAUGAGUCCCGCGACGGUGACGUCGUGAAGGGCGUGUACAGUCUGCACGAGCCCGACGGCACUGUCAGGAUCGUGGAGUACCACGCUGACAAGAAGACUGGAUUCAACGCUAAUGUGAAGCAUGAAGGUCACGCCAAACACAUCGUUCCUGAACACCACCACCACCACUGAUUCUGUGAUAUAAUGCCCUUGUUAUACUUUGACUCGUUGACUAUUGUGUAAUAUU